AUGGCUACUGUAAGGAAAAGUAAGGGCCGCCAGAGGAUUGAGAUCGCUAAAAUAAAGAAUGAGAGUAACUUACAGGUUACUUUCUCCAAACGUCGGGCUGGCCUUUUUAAGAAGGCUAGCGAGUUGUGCACUCUUUGCGGUGCUGAAACAGCCAUCAUAAUCUUCUCGCCAGGGAAAAAGAUAUAUUCAUUUGGUCACCCUUGUAUUGAAUCAAUCAUUGAUAGGUUCCUGGCGCGAAACCCUUUUCUAAAUGCUGGUGCACUGCAGCUCUUCCAGGCUCACCGUAGUGCUAAUAUCAACGAGCUUAAUAUGGAGCUAACUGAGGUUCUGAAGGAAGUUGAGGCUGAGAAGAAACGUGGUGAAGCACUUGACAAGACGACGAAAGCUUUCCAGAGACAGUGCUGGUGGGCAGCUCCAGUUGAGGAGCUUAACUUGGAGCAGCUUCAGAUGCUAAAGGUGUCAUUGGAGAUGCUGAGGAAGAAAGUUGAAAGGCAAGCUGAUAAGCUUAUCAUUGAGGCAUCAGAACCCCCUGCUUUUUCUGCUCCAUAUUCAGUUGGAGCAAUCCCUCCAUAUGAACCACAGACGGCUGGAUUUGAUCCUCAAGGCUCUACCUUUGGUUUUGAUGGUCAUUUCUUUUGA
Vitis vinifera (wine grape) is the source of this 639-nucleotide messenger RNA. RefSeq names its product agamous-like MADS-box protein AGL62. The record is from RefSeq and is a predicted model, not a curated record. The transcript has a single exon. Gene Ontology annotation, biological process: positive regulation of transcription by RNA polymerase II. NCBI's taxonomy places the organism in Eukaryota, Viridiplantae, Streptophyta, Magnoliopsida, Vitales, Vitaceae. Gene Ontology annotation, molecular function: DNA-binding transcription factor activity, RNA polymerase II-specific; RNA polymerase II cis-regulatory region sequence-specific DNA binding; protein dimerization activity. The coding region runs from base 1 to 639 and encodes 212 amino acids.